This is a messenger RNA of Haemorhous mexicanus (house finch), 10988 nucleotides long. RefSeq names its product calcium voltage-gated channel subunit alpha1 E (gene CACNA1E). Lineage: Eukaryota; Metazoa; Chordata; Aves; Passeriformes; Fringillidae. Gene Ontology annotation, molecular function: calcium ion binding; high voltage-gated calcium channel activity. Gene Ontology annotation, biological process: chemical synaptic transmission; calcium ion import across plasma membrane. Gene Ontology annotation, cellular component: neuronal cell body; membrane; voltage-gated calcium channel complex. The record is from RefSeq and is a predicted model, not a curated record. The transcript is spliced from 47 exons. Bases 24 to 7211 code for a protein of 2395 amino acids.
CAGCAGCAGCAGCAGCAGCAGCCAUGCUGGGAUUCGGGACGUGCUCCAUGGGCGCCCCGGCGAGGGCGGCUGAGCUGGACGCCGCCUCGUCCCGCUGCAUCCUGGCCCUGCCCGAGGAGGAGACGUGGCGCCAGCACCGCCUGGGCCUGAUGCAGAACACCCAGUCCUGCAACCUGCUGGAGCCACAGAGCCUGGCCCAGGCCCUGGUGUCCCGCGCCGCCUCCUUCGACGCGCUGUGCGAGGCGCGCUGCCGCCAUGGCGAGGCGGAACCGGAGCUGGCCCAGCUGGUGGCCGUGAGCCCCGAGGUGAUCAAGCGCCGGCGGGGAGGGCUCAUCGAGCAGAGGGACAUCAUCAAGGCACACGAGGCACACAAGAUGCAGAGCACGCCCCAGGCGCGGAGGAAGGAGUGGGAGAUGGCUCGCUUUGGGGAGGCAGUGGCCGGCAGGCUGGGCUCCGGAGAUGGGGGCUCCGACCAGAACCGGAGCCGGCAAGGAGCUCCUGCCCCUGCGGGAGGGAGCCCGGGAGCCUUCAAGCAAACCAAAGCGCAGAGAGCCCGGACUAUGGCUCUGUACAACCCCAUCCCCGUCCGGCAGAACUGCUUCACCGUCAACAGAUCGCUCUUCCUCUUCGGGGAAGAGAACAUAGUCAGGAAAUACGCCAAGAAGCUCAUCGACUGGCCUCCCUUCGAGUACAUGAUCCUGGCGACCAUCAUUGCCAACUGCAUCGUGCUGGCCCUGGAGCAGCACCUCCCCGAGGAUGACAAGACGCCCAUGUCACGGAGAUUAGAGAAGACAGAGCCCUACUUCAUUGGGAUUUUCUGCUUCGAGGCUGGGAUUAAGAUCGUGGCCCUGGGAUUCGUUUUCCACAAGGGCUCGUACCUGCGCAAUGGCUGGAACGUCAUGGACUUCAUCGUGGUGCUCAGCGGCAUCCUCGCCACGGCCGGGACACACUUCAACACCCACGUGGACCUGCGGACGCUGCGGGCCGUGCGCGUGCUCAGGCCGCUGAAGCUCGUCUCGGGCAUUCCCAGCUUGCAGAUUGUGCUGAAAUCCAUCAUGAAGGCCAUGGUGCCUCUCCUGCAGAUCGGCCUGCUGCUCUUUUUUGCUAUCCUCAUGUUUGCCAUCAUUGGCCUGGAGUUCUACAGUGGGAAGCUGCACCGAGCCUGCUACACAAACAAUUCAGGUGAACUAGAGGAGCUGGACCCUCCCCAUCCCUGCGGGGUGCAGGGUUGCCCCCCGGGCUACGAGUGCCGGGAGUGGAUCGGUCCCAACGACGGGAUCACGCAGUUUGACAACAUCCUCUUUGCUGUGCUGACCGUCUUCCAGUGCAUCACCAUGGAAGGGUGGACCACAGUCCUGUACAAUACCAAUGAUGCCUUAGGAGCCACCUGGAACUGGCUGUACUUCAUCCCCCUCAUCAUCAUUGGAUCCUUCUUUGUCCUCAACCUUGUCCUGGGAGUGCUGUCAGGGGAGUUUGCCAAAGAGAGAGAGCGUGUGGAGAACCGCCGAGCCUUCAUGAAGCUGCGGCGGCAGCAGCAGAUCGAGCGGGAGCUCAACGGCUACCGGGCGUGGAUAGACAAAGCGGAGGAAGUCAUGCUGGCUGAAGAGAACAAAAAUUCGGGGACCUCAGCCUUAGAAGUGCUCCGGCGAGCCACCAUCAAGCGGAACCGCACGGAUGCCAUGUCGGGUGACGAGCACUGUGUCGACAUCUCCUCCGUGGGCGAGCGGAGGCUGGCGCAGAGGAGACGUCUCAAUCCAACCUUGGGCAACCCCUCGAGUCACUCUGGCCUCAAAGGGGCCAGGGUGGACGGUGCCUCCUACUUGCGGCACAAGGAGCGGCUCCUGCGCAUCUCCGUCCGCCACAUGGUCAAAUCCCAGGUCUUCUACUGGAUCGUCCUGAGCCUGGUGGCUCUCAACACUGCCUGUGUGGCCAUCGUCCAUCACAACCAGCCAGCCUGGCUCACCCACUUCCUCUACUAUGCAGAGUUCCUGUUCCUUGGGCUCUUCCUUCUGGAGAUGUCCUUAAAGAUGUAUGGGAUGGGGCCACGCCUUUACUUCCAUUCUUCCUUCAACUGCUUCGACUGUGGGGUCACAGUGGGAAGCAUCUUCGAAGUGGUUUGGGCUAUAUUCAGACCAGGAACCUCUUUUGGGAUCAGUGUCCUACGAGCUCUUCGUCUCCUGAGGAUAUUUAAAAUAACCAAGUACUGGGCAUCCCUGAGGAAUUUAGUGGUCUCGCUGAUGAGCUCCAUGAAAUCUAUUAUCAGUCUGCUCUUCCUCCUCUUCCUCUUCAUUGUAGUCUUUGCCCUGCUGGGAAUGCAGCUGUUUGGAGGCAGGUUUAACUUCAUGGAUGGGACCCCCUCGGCCAACUUUGACACCUUCCCUGCAGCCAUCAUGACAGUGUUUCAGAUCCUGACAGGCGAGGACUGGAACGAGGUGAUGUACAACGGCAUCCGCUCCCAGGGAGGCGUGCGCUCAGGGAUGUGGUCCUCCAUCUACUUCAUCGUCCUCACCUUGUUUGGGAACUAUACUCUGCUGAACGUCUUCUUGGCCAUCGCCGUGGACAACCUGGCCAACGCCCAGGAGCUCACCAAGGACGAGCAGGAGGAAGAGGAGGCCUUUAACCAGAAGCACGCCCUUCAGAAAGCCAAAGAAGUCAGCCCCAUGUCUGCCCCAAACAUGCCUGCUAUCGAGCGGGAGCGUCGGCGGAGGCACCACAUGUCGGUGUGGGAGCAGCGCACCAGCCAGCUGCGCCGGCACAUGCAGAUGUCCAGCCAGGAGGGCAUCAACAAGGACGAGCCGCCCCUCAUCAAUCCCCACGCCAGCAUCUUCCGCAGGAAGAGGCCCGGGGAGGGUGUCACCCUGGAGAAAUGCGCUGAGGAGCAGGGCAAGGGAGAGCGCGAGGGACCCGAGCAGGCGGUACCAGGGGCCAACCCCGGCGGCGGGGAGGAGAGGACAUCACCGCGGGCCAAGCGGGACAUGUGGCAGCAGAAGUCUUGCCAUGGGAACUGCGAGCCAGGAGAACAGGACGGGGCAGGAGGCAGCAUGGAGGAUAGGGCGAGGAUGAGGCCGAGCCAGCGGCGCAGCCGGCACCGCAGAGCCCGCGUGGACGGCAAGGACACGGCUGGCAUCUUGGGGAGCCGCUCGGCCAGCCAGGAGAUGGGGCUGGAGGAGGCCAGCACUGCCGAGGGGAUGCAGGAUGGGGACCGGCGUGGGGACAUGGCUGCGGCAGAGGCGCUGAUUCCGGGGGAGCCAGAGGCGAGCGGGGAGUCCAUCAGGACAAACGGGGUCCCUGCUGGCGAUGCCGAUCUGAUUGGCACCACCAAGAAGGGCAGCCCCCCUCACGUGGCAGCCGAGCUCUCCCAGGGGAAGACGGGCUCCCUGAUGGAGCAGGAGUGCAGCAGCCCGGACACGAGCGAGCAGGCGCUGCUGGAGCCCAGCCGCAGCGUGAGCCGCAGCGAGCCCGACCUGUCCUCCAUCACCCCCAACACCGAGAAGGCCACCGAGAGCACGGCCAUCAUGAUCGAUGUGCACGACUCCGCUGUGGUACAGAUUAGCAACAAGACAGACGGCGAAGCCAGCCCCUUAAAGGAAGCUGAGACCAAAGAGGAUGAGGAAGAAAUGGAGAAGAAGAAGAGGAAGAAGGAAAAGAGCGAGACGGGCAAAGCCAUGGUGCCGCACAGCUCCAUGUUCAUCUUCAGCACCACCAACCCGGUGAGGAGGGCCUGCCACUACAUCGUGAACCUGCGCUACUUCGAGAUGUGCAUCCUGCUGGUGAUCGCUGCCAGCAGCAUCGCCCUCGCCGCCGAGGAUCCCGUCCUCACCAACUCCGACCGCAACAAAGUGCUGAGGUAUUUUGACUACGUCUUCACUGGUGUCUUCACCUUCGAGAUGGUGAUCAAGAUGAUUGAUCAGGGCUUGAUCCUGCAGGAUGGCUCCUACUUCCGAGACCUCUGGAACAUCCUGGAUUUCAUCGUGGUGGUGGGAGCGCUGGUGGCCUUUGCCUUGGCGACCAACAAGGGCCGGGAUAUCAAGACCAUCAAGUCUCUCCGUGUGCUGCGGGUCUUGAGGCCCCUGAAAACCAUCAAGAGACUGCCCAAGCUGAAGGCUGUUUUUGACUGUGUAGUGACAUCUCUCAAGAACGUCUUCAACAUCCUCAUUGUCUACAAGCUCUUCAUGUUCAUCUUCGCCGUCAUCGCCGUGCAGCUCUUCAAGGGGAAGUUCUUCUACUGCACUGACAGCUCCAAGGACACGCAGAAGGACUGCAUAGGGAACUACGUGGACCACGAGAAGAACAAGAUGGAGGUGAAAUGCAGGGAGUGGAAGCGGCACGAGUUUCACUAUGACAACAUCAUCUGGGCUCUGCUCACCCUGUUCACGGUGUCCACCGGCGAGGGGUGGCCCCAGGUGCUGCAGCACUCGGUGGAUGUGACGGAGGAGGACCGCGGGCCCAGCCGCAGCAACCGCAUGGAGAUGUCCAUUUUUUAUGUCGUCUACUUCGUGGUCUUCCCCUUCUUCUUCGUCAACAUUUUCGUGGCUCUCAUCAUCAUCACCUUCCAAGAGCAAGGAGACAAAAUGAUGGAGGAGUGCAGCCUGGAGAAGAACGAGAGGGCCUGCAUUGACUUUGCCAUCAGCGCCAAGCCCCUGACGCGGUACAUGCCCCAGAACAGACACACCUUCCAGUACCGCGUGUGGCACUUCGUGGUGUCCCCGUCCUUUGAGUACACCAUCAUGGCCAUGAUAGCCCUCAACACCGUGGUGCUCAUGAUGAAGUACUAUUCUGCUCCAUACACCUAUGAGCUGGCCCUGAAGUACCUGAACAUUGCCUUCACCAUGGUGUUCUCCCUGGAGUGCGUCCUCAAGAUCAUUGCCUUUGGCUUCCUGAAUUAUUUCCGGGACACCUGGAACAUCUUUGACUUCAUCACGGUCAUCGGCAGCAUCACGGAGAUCAUCCUGACGGACACCAAGCUGGUGAACACCAGCAGCUUCAACAUGAGCUUCCUGAAGCUUUUCCGGGCUGCUCGGCUCAUCAAGCUGCUCCGCCAGGGUUACACCAUCCGCAUCCUGCUCUGGACCUUUGUGCAGUCCUUCAAGGCACUCCCCUAUGUCUGCCUGCUGAUUGCCAUGCUUUUCUUCAUCUACGCCAUCAUUGGGAUGCAGGUUUUUGGCAAUAUCAAACUCGACGAGGAAAGCCACAUUAACAGGCACAACAACUUCCGCAGCUUCCUGGGCUCCCUCAUGCUCCUCUUCAGGAGUGCCACUGGAGAGGCGUGGCAGGAGAUCAUGCUGUCCUGCCUGGAGGGCAAGGGCUGCGAGCCGGACACCACGGCGACGUCCGGGCAGAACGAGAACGAGCGCUGCGGCACUGACCUAGCCUACGUUUACUUCGUGUCCUUCAUCUUCUUCUGCUCCUUCCUGAUGCUCAACCUGUUUGUGGCAGUCAUCAUGGACAACUUUGAGUACCUGACACGGGACUCCUCCAUCCUGGGCCCUCACCAUCUGGAUGAGUUUGUCCGGAUCUGGGCAGAGUAUGACCGAGCAGCGUGUGGCCGAAUCCAUUACACUGAGAUGUAUGAAAUGCUGACUCUUAUGUCACCACCGCUAGGCCUCGGCAAGAGAUGUCCUUCCAAAGUGGCCUAUAAGAGACUGGUGCUGAUGAACAUGCCCGUGGCCGAGGACAUGACAGUCCACUUCACCUCCACCCUCAUGGCCCUGAUCCGCACGGCCUUGGACAUCAAAAUUGCCAAAGGUGGUGCAGAUUGGCAGCAGUUGGACUCUGAGCUUCAAAAGGAGAUCCUGACCAUUUGGCCUCACCUCUCCCAGAAGAUGCUUGACCUGUUGGUACCCAUGCCAAAAACCUCUGACCUGACUGUUGGGAAAAUAUAUGCAGCCAUGAUGAUCAUGGAUUACUACAAGCAGAGCAAGGCGAAGAAGCAGCGGCAGCAGCUGGAGGAGCAGAAAAAUGCCCCCAUGUUCCAGCGCAUGGAGCCAUCCUCUCUGCCGCAGGAGAUCAUCUCCAACGCCAAGGCUCUGCCAUACCUCCAGCAGGACACCCUCUCGGGCCUGAGCAGCCGAGGCGGGUUCCCCUCGCUGAGCCCGCUCUCGCCGCAGGAGAUCUUCCAGCUGGCGUGCAUGGAUCCGGCCCAGGAGCAGUUCCAGGAGCACCAAUCUCUGGAGCCAGAGGUUAGGGAGUUUCAAAGAGUGCAGCCCUCUAACCGUGGCAGCUACCUUCCCGUGGACACUCAGGACCACGCUGUCUCUGGGAGGGCCUCCUCCAUGCCUCGUCUCACUGUGGAUCCCCAGGUGGUGACAGACACCAGCUCCAUGCGGAGAUCGUUCUCCACCAUCCGGGACAAGCGGCCCAACAGCUCCUGGCUGGAUGAGUUCUCCAUGGAGCGCAGCAGCGACAACACCUACAAGUCCCGCCGGCGCAGCUACCACUCCUCGCUCCAGCUGUCCGCCCGGCGCCUCAACGCCGACUCGGGCCACCGGUCCGAGGGGCACCGCUCGGGCAGGGAGCGGGGCCGAUCCAAAGAGCGCAAGCACCUGCUGUCCCCGGACAUCUCCCGCUGCAACUCCGAGGAGAGGAGUCCCCAGGCGCAGGAGGAGUCACCGGAGCGGCGGCGCGAGUCCCGGUCACCCAGCGAGGGCAGGUCACAGACACCCAGCAGGCAGGGCAUGGGCUCCCUGAGCGAAAGCUCCAUCCCCUCCAUCUCGGACACCAGCACGCCCCGGCGAGGCCGCCGCCAGCUGCCGCCGGUGCCCCCCAAGCCGCGUCCCCUCCUGUCCUACGCCUCCAUGCUGCGACACGCCGGGGACACCUCUCCUCCGGCCGACGAGAGCGAGGGCGGCUCUCCGCUGCUCUCCUCCAGCCUGGAUCCCAGCACGGCCGGCCCGGCAGAGUCUUCCAGCUCUCCGGCGGGGAAGCAGAGCCGGCAGUCCACGCCGCAGCGCUACAUCUCGGAGCCCUACCUGGCGCUGCACGACGACUCGCACGCCUCAGACUGCGGUGAGGAGGAGACGCUCACCUUCGAGGCGGCCGUGGCCACCAGCCUGGGCCGCUCCAACACCAUCGGCUCGGCGCCGCCGCUGCGGCACGGCUGGCAGAUGCCCAACGGGCACUACCGGCGGCGGCGGCGAGGGGCGGCGCAGGGCGUCAUGUGCGGGGCCAGCAUCGACGUGCUCAGCGACACCGAGGAAGAUGACAAGUGCUAGAAGCUGCCCCCGCUGCCCCCCGAGCCUCAAACCCGCGCCCCGACCCCGCCUCGGCUGCCCCCCCGUCCAUCCCGCCCUGCCCUUCUCCGAUGCAUGCUCUUCGCCGCGCCUGGGAAUGAAACUGAAAACCAAAACCAAACGCAGGGGGAAAACACAAGGAAAGAAAAGAAAACAAAAGAAGCAACAAAACAAAAAAACCAACCAACCAAACAAACAAAAAAGCCCCCGCCCCAAACCGACCGGAACGGAGGGGGAAGGAAAAGGAGAGAGGGAAAAAAAAAAACCCACAACGAAAAAGAAAAGAAACGGGGAAAAAAAAAGUCUUUGUGCAAAAAAAAAAAAAAAAAAUUAAAAUCUGUCGACUUUCAUUUAUUACUAUCACUUUUUUUUUUUUCUGCACAGAGAAGCACUUGUUGGGCAGCAGAGCGGCCCGGCCGGGUUGGUGUGCUGGAGGACAAGGGAGAGCCCCCCCCGGCCGCAGCCCUGCUCCCUGCCCCGAGAGGGAUCCCCGGGAAAGCUCAUCCCGAGGGAUCUUCUGCUCCCUGUGGCCGGAGAGUCCCAGCAAAGGGAUGCGAUGGACCCACCCCCUUUGCUCUGUCGCUUGGGCUUGUGCUGCUGUGGCUUUGAACUUCCGUCCCCGAGGGUCUCAUCCUGCCUGGAAAAGGGGCAGGAGGUGACCGUGGGGGGCAGGGGAUGAGGGGUUGGGAUGCCCCCAGACAGACCAGAGCAGCUCUGGCUGCCAGAGGGGGCAGAACUGGUUUGUGCUGGGGGUGGGGGGCUCAGUGCUGCCGAAUGUACCCUGUGUCCCACCGACAUAUAUUUAUUUAUAUACGGAGAACUCUAGGUGUGCCUGUGUGUGUAUAUACAGGGGGUGUGUGUGUGUAUAUAUAUUUAUAUGCUGUAUAUAUAAAGAUAUACACAUACAUAGAUUUGUUUUAAUCACCUGACAAUGCUGGCGAGCCCCUUGGGGCUCCUGCUGCCUGCACCCUGCUUUGGUGGGGGCAGGACUGAGCCUCCCCGGGGGACUGCUGUACAGAGCAUUGGGAAUGUCACCUUGCUCCCUCUCCCAGGUGUUUCCAGCGCUGGGAAUUGCAUUUUCUCUCUUAGAGAUGGCUGUGGCAAGGGCUCCUCGGGCAGCUCGGUGCCUGCAGGAGGGGGAUGCCCAAGGGAUGAGGACAGAGCUGUCCCAGGGAGAAGGCAGUGCCAAGGGGGUGAUGGCAAACCUCCCUCUCAGAGGCCUCUUUGCUUGUUUUCCCAGGAAAAGAAGAAAUCCAUGUCUGCAGGGGAGUGAAGAUGUUGUGAGUGCAUGAUGUAUCUUAAGAUCUUUCCUCCGGGCACAGGCAUCCGGGUUUGGCUGUGGCCCUGCCUCAGUUUCCCCUGCAGCCAUGGCCUGUGCCCUCUCCAGGGGCCUGGCACCCCUUUGGAGAAGGGCUGCAUGAGGGGCUGGCAGUGCAAACCCCACGGCCCCGGUGUGGGAGCAGGUGGGUGCCCAAGAGCUGGGGAGACUUGGGGAAGGAGCACUGUCCUGAGCAGGGUGGCUCAGCCCUCCUGCAAACACUGAGAAUGCAGAACAGGGCCACCUUCCAGCACCAGUCAAUUAAUUAAUCUGCUAAUUGUGUGCUGUCAGCUCUCAAGGAUCUGUGCAGUGGGUGCAGUGCUGUGCCCGGGGAGGUGCUGCUGGUGGCCCGUGGUGAUGGGUGGCUCACCCUGGUGACUAGUGCUGUGUUUCUGCUAUGAGCUGUGUCUGGUGUCAGCCUCAGCGUGGUCCUGGGGAGCUGGAGGGUGCUGUGCCUUUGGAGCCUCAGGGAAGGGUUUGUUCUGAGGGCUGGGUGAUGCUCUCUGUGUUUGGACCAGGCAUGGUGGCCCUGAGUGGAGAUGGGACGUGGGGAUGGGCAGGUGAAGGCAGCACAGCCCUCACCCUGCCCUUCCUCCUGCCCACGGCUUUGCUUUGCUGCAGGUUGUUGUGGUCUGGGUUUUUGGGGCUGCUGUGCAGCUGAGCAGCAGCUCUGGCCAGGCUUUGCUUUGGUCCUGGGUAGCUCAUGUCUUCUCCCGAUGGAAAGAUGCACAAACUGCCCUGCUCCUGCAUGUGCAGAUCAUGUCCUGAUCGCUUUGUGAGCUCCCCCCGGGGCAGCUCUGCUUUGUGAGAAGCAAAUCCCGGUGCCUCUGAAGGCUUCCUGCUCCAGGGCUCGUGCAUGGACCAAACCCCCUCCUUCCCAUGGCCAAAGUGCCCCCUGUGCCCCCCAAAGCUCCUCCUGCCUGGUGGUGGGGGGCACCUCUGCCGUCCCUGCUGCUUCCCAAACAGACACUUCCACCUGCCCAGGGACCCAAAAUUCCACGGGCAGGCCUUUGGCUCAGAUCCUGCGUAUCCCCCCCCGUCUCCAUGGGACAAACCACGUCCCAUGCAGCCGUGGGGAAGGUCCCUGCUGGUGGCUGGGGACACGGGCACCUCCUGUUCCCUCCCGUGGCUUCACCCUGAAGCUUCCGGAGCUCCGGGAUUUGGGAGAGCCGGGUCUGGCGGGAUCGCGUGGGAUCGGGGACAGGGGACGCGGUGCUGCCGGGGGCAGGGGAAGGCGAUGCCGUACCUGCUCUAAAUAUAGGUGUCGGUAUCGUCUCCUUCUAAAUGCGGAAAGGUGUCUGACAAUGCGCCGGGCUCUGAGUAAGAGCCCGCGGAGGGGGGGAGGAGGCGGCUUUUUGUGUCUGUGCCUGGCGGGUGGGAGGGAGGCAGCGAUGCUCUCCGAGCGGGGGCACGUUUCAUGCGGAUUUCGAGCUUUUUGGGCGCUUUUCUUUCCUCCAGCCCCGGGCACGGGGCCGGCGAGCGGUGUCGGUGGUGGCACAGGAUGGGGCACAGCCCCCGGGGCGCACCCGCGCUGCCACCCCGGGCUGCAGCGCCCGAACCUGAGCUCUUUGGCAUGUCAGCCCUGUGUUUCACUAACGUACAGAAACUGUGUGGGACAAAACACAGCCCCUUUUCACCCGGAAAGGGUCCGAAAAUGCCCCGCUUCUGCCUCUGCCGAAGCCGCCGCAGCGCUGGGGACAGGCAGGGACCUGCGGGGACACGGUGGCACCUCCGCAGCGCGACUCUGAAACCAAAAACACCCCCCGGGAGAACCACGGGAAGGACUGUGCCGAGGGGGGAGCCCAGCCGGCCCCGAGGCACCGCUGCAGCCUGUGCCUUGCUUUUCAAGGCGCUGGACUCGGCUUUGCUGCUGUGCAAUCUCUCCUCUGUGGAAUUCUGGACAUUUCCGCGGCCUCCCGGACACCAGGACUGUGCCACUCGGUGGCUGCUGGCCAUGCUGGGCCACGGGAGGCAGGAUGGGUGGCGGGGGGGGGGAUGUAUUUCAACCUCUGCCUGCGUAGGACAUGCCCUGGGCAGGCAGGAGUUCACCAGUGGCACACAGCUGGUUCCCAGCUCGGUGCUGGGGCUGGACUGGAAGCCCUGCACAUCUCCUGGGGGGGCUGUGGUUGGUGUGUGAGGGGGUGUGGCAGCCCUGGCACACAGAGGCCAGCUGUCCCCUCCAGGCUGGCUGUCCCAGCACCAUCCUCCUGUCCCCCCAGGAGAGCUUGGAUGGCAGAGCCCCCCAGGCGUGGGGCUGGUGUCUGUCCUGGGGAGGGUGAGUGGGAGAUGCUCUGCCUUCAUCCCCCAGGCUCUGGGUGGGAUGUUGUAACAUAAACUGCUCGUUUGGACCCAAACGGGGAAGCGAGCUGACCACCAACAAUGUACAACUCCUCAAUGUUUUUUGUCAAAAGGAAAGAAAAAUAAAACCUUGUUGUAAAGAA